AUGCCCAAGUCAAAACGCUCAAAAGUCGUGUCCUUAACAAAAGUUUCCAAAAAGACAAAGGAGCACAAAAAUGCAAUGAUCAAUGAGCUUCAAACGAACGCAGAGAAAUGGAGAUAUUGCUGGUUAUUUGAAGUGGGAGCUAUGCGGAACUCGCAUCUCAAGACAGUGCGAAAACUAUGGAAGGACUCGGCCCGAAUGUUCUUUGGUCGCGGGGCAGUAAUGGCAAAGGCCCUUGGCACGACGUUGGAGGAGGAGCAUCGUGUGGGCUUACACAAACUUGCCAAGCAAAUAAAAGGACAAGUGGGGCUGUUCUUCACGGACACAGAACCUCAAGAGGUCAUAGAGUGGUUUGCUGACUUUCAGCAACCGGAUUUCGCCCGUGCAGGCAAUAUCGCUAGCCGGACGGUAAUCCUCCCUCUUGGACCUGUAAUGCGACACCACUCUGAUCCACCAGAGCCAUUCCCUCACAACGAAGAACCCCAGCUACGAAAGCUGGGUCUCACCACAUCGAUGAACAGAGGAGUGCCUACCCUCACAGCACCUCACAAACUAUGCACUCAGGGCAAGGUUUUGACGGCUGAACAAGCACAGCUGUUGAAGCUAAUCGGCGAGAAAAUGGUUGUCUUCCGAGUGGGUCUGAUCGCACGGUGGGAUUCAACAAGUGGGGAGGUGGAACAGAUCGAUAAUCCGAGAAUAUCGUCAGAUGAGAAGAUGGGGGAGGAGACAGAAGAGGAGGGAGAUGCUGCUACGAGUGAAUAG
Messenger RNA from Laccaria bicolor S238N-H82, 759 nucleotides. RefSeq lists its product as uncharacterized. The record is from RefSeq and is a predicted model, not a curated record. Gene Ontology annotation, biological process: nuclear-transcribed mRNA catabolic process; ribosomal large subunit assembly; rRNA processing. Gene Ontology annotation, molecular function: RNA binding. The coding region runs from base 1 to 759 and encodes 252 amino acids. NCBI's taxonomy places the organism in Eukaryota, Fungi, Basidiomycota, Agaricomycetes, Agaricales, Hydnangiaceae. The transcript is spliced from 5 exons. Gene Ontology annotation, cellular component: preribosome, large subunit precursor; nucleolus.